Gymnogyps californianus (California condor) is the source of this 2483-nucleotide messenger RNA. RefSeq names its product midline 2 (gene MID2). Lineage: Eukaryota; Metazoa; Chordata; Aves; Accipitriformes; Cathartidae. Gene Ontology annotation, molecular function: zinc ion binding; protein binding. The record is from RefSeq and is a predicted model, not a curated record. The coding region runs from base 94 to 2157 and encodes 687 amino acids. The transcript has 10 exons.
GACCGGGCAGCGGCGGGGAGGCUGCCGCAGCCCGCUGGUACCAGACCACCUUCCCCGGUUUUUGAUGCUGAAUCAGGAUCGUUUUAACUAAAGAUGGAAACACUGGAGUCAGAAUUGACCUGCCCAAUCUGCCUGGAGUUAUUCGAAGACCCUCUCUUGCUACCGUGCGCCCACAGCCUCUGCUUCAGCUGCGCCCACCGCAUCCUGGUGUCCAGCUGCUCCUCCAGCGAGUCCAUCGAGCCCAUCACCGCCUUCCAGUGCCCCACGUGCCGCUAUGUCAUCUCCCUCAACCACCGGGGCCUGGAGGGCCUCAAGAGGAAUGUGACCCUGCAAAACAUCAUCGACCGCUUCCAGAAGGCAUCCCUGAGCGGCCCCAACUCCCCCAGCGAGAGCCGCCGCGAGAGGACGUACCGCAACAGCCCUACCAUGUCCGUGGCCGGCGAGAGGAUCGCCUGCCAGUUCUGCGAGCAGGAUCCCCCGCGGGACGCGGUGAAGACGUGCAUCACCUGCGAGGUGUCCUACUGCGACCGCUGCCUGCGGGCCACCCACCCCAACAAGAAGCCCUUCACCAGCCACCGUCUGGUGGAGCCCGUGCCCGACGCGCACUUCCGAGGACUCACGUGCUUGGAGCACGAGAACGAGAAGGUGAACAUGUACUGUGUUGCUGAUGACCAGCUCAUCUGUGCCUUAUGUAAACUGGUGGGCCGCCACCGGGACCACCAAGUGGCAUCCCUCAGCGAUCGCUUUGAAAAGCUGAAGCAAACCCUGGAGACGAAUCUCACCAACCUGGUUAAACGCAACAGCGAACUGGAAAACCAGAUGGCCAAGCUGAUACAGAUCUGCCAGCAAGUGGAGGUGAACACAGCCAUGCACGAGGCCAAGCUGAUGGAGGAGUGCGAUGAGCUCAUGGAGAUCAUCCGCCAGCGCAAGCAGGUCAUCGCUGUCAAGAUCAAGGAGACAAAGGUGAUGAAGCUGCGGAAGCUGGCCCAGCAGGUUGCUAACUGCCGGCAGUGUCUCGAGCGCUCAACGGUCCUCAUCAACCAGGCAGAGCACAUCCUGAAGGAGAACGACCACGCGCGGUUCCUGCAGACAGCCAGGAACGUGGCUGAGAGGGUCGCCAUGGCAACUGCAUCCUCUCAAGUUCUGAUACCAGAUAUCAAUUUUAAUGAUGCCUUUGAAAACUUUGCUUUAGAUUUUUCCAGAGAGAAGAAGCUGCUGGAGGGGCUGGAUUACCUAACUGCGCCAAACCCGCCGUCCGUCCGAGAGGAGCUUUGCACAGCCUCCCACGACACGAUCACCGUCCACUGGAUCUCAGAGGACGAGUUCAGCGUCAGCUCCUAUGAGCUGCAGUACACCAUCUUCACCGGCCAAGCCAACUUCAUCAGUCUCUACAACUCCAUGGACAGCUGGAUGAUCGUCCCCAACAUCAAGCAGAACCACUACACCGUCCACGGGCUCCAGAGCGGCACCCGCUACAUCUUCCUCGUCAAGGCCAUAAACCAGGCGGGCAGCCGAAACAGCGAACCCGCCAGGCUCAAGACAAACAGUCAGCCUUUUAAGCUGGAUCCCAAGAUGGCUCACAAGAAGUUGAAGAUCUCCAAUGACGGGCUGCAGAUGGAGAAGGACGAGAGCUCCUUGAAGAAGAGCCACACGCCCGAGAGGUUCAGUGGGACAGGAUGCUAUGGCGCGGCAGGCAACGUCUUCAUUGACAGCGGCUGCCACUACUGGGAGGUGGUGGUGGGAUCCUCGACCUGGUACGCCAUCGGCGUGGCUUACAAGUCGGCCCCCAAGAACGAGUGGAUCGGGAAGAACUCCUCGUCCUGGGUCUUCUCCCGCUGCAACAACAACUUCGUGGUGAGGCACAACAACAAGGAGAUGCUGGUGGAGGUCCACCCACAGAUGAAGCGCCUCGGCGUCCUCCUGGAUUACGACAACAACGCGCUCUCCUUCUACGACCCGGCCAACUCCCUCCACCUCCACACGUUCGAAGUCUCCUUCAUCCUGCCGGUGUGUCCGACCUUCACCAUCUGGAACAAAUCCUUGAUGAUCCUCUCGGGUCUGCCCGCCCCGGACUUCAUAGAUUACCCAGAGCAGCAGGAGUGUAACUGCCGGCCCCAGGAGUCCCCGUACGUAUCAGGGAUGAAAGCCUGUCACUAGGCUGCCCUAGCCCUGCCUGUGCCCCGCGGUGGCACCAGCGAUGCUGGCGGGUGCCGGCGGUCAGGGUCGGCCGCCGGGAGCCUGCUGGCAGCCGUGCCGGAGAGCCGCCGUGCAGCCGUAACGCUCCAGCAAGCGAGCGCCUUCCCACACACAGCUCCAUUAUUUUUUUUAAGGGGAAAGAGGAAGAACCUCUAACCGCGGCUGAAAAUAAACUCCUGUUGGCGAGCUCCGCUUGUGUGCGAGUGCGGCUUGUGCAACUCCUUGGUGGCGUGCUCCGAUCUCUCCCGAAGCGGAUUGUCACCUGGAUGGUUUUGUCUUCCCUUGGG